This is a messenger RNA of Glycine soja, 1483 nucleotides long. Its product is annotated as protein ODORANT1-like. The record is from RefSeq and is a predicted model, not a curated record. Lineage: Eukaryota; Viridiplantae; Streptophyta; Magnoliopsida; Fabales; Fabaceae. Bases 53 to 862 code for a protein of 269 amino acids. The transcript is spliced from 2 exons.
AGGUUUGAGUGUGUUGGUGAGAGUCACUUUACAUUGGUUGCUAGCAAGUGGUAUGGGGAGGCAACCCUGCUGUGACAAACUUGGGGUGAAGAAAGGUCCAUGGACUGCUGAGGAAGACAAAAAACUCAUAAACUUCAUUCUCUCCAAUGGCCAGUGCUGUUGGCGAGCUGUUCCCAAGCUUGCUGGGCUUCGGCGUUGUGGUAAGAGUUGUCGUCUUCGUUGGACUAAUUAUCUAAGGCCUGACUUGAAGAGAGGGCUCCUCACACAGGCUGAAGAGCAGCUUGUUAUCGAUCUCCAUGCCCGUCUUGGCAACAGGUGGUCCAAGAUUGCUGCCAGGUUACCAGGUAGGACAGACAACGAAAUUAAAAAUCACUGGAACACCCACAUCAAGAAAAAGCUCCUUAAGAUGGGUAUUGAUCCUGUUACUCACGAACCUCUUAACAAACAAGUCUCAUCCAAAGAUAGUUCAUCCCCUGCAGAGCAUUUCUCACAAGUGAAUAACAUUAACAUUCAUCAGGUUGAGCAAAAUGAUGGGGUUCUCAACUCAGAAGAGAAUUCAACCUCAUCACCGGCUGAAAAUUCUUCUGGGGAAGAAUCCCUUUUGGUGGAUAGCAUUUGCAGUGAUGUUUCUCUAAUUAACAGCAUGUGGCUGGAUGAAACUCCUCUGAUGGACACAUUAUGGGACAAUACACCUAAAGUUGAGAAUGCAAAUAAUAACAUGGGCUUACCAAUAGGGGAGGAUAAUUGUGCUUGGUUGUUGGACUGCCAGGACUUUGGUAUUCAUGAUUUUGGCUUCAAUUGUUUCAGCGAGGUUGAAACAAAUGUACUGCAAGCUAUAGGCAUGGACAGAAAAGGGCUUUAGGAUGCAGUACAUAUGGUAAUUAAAGUUAGUUGUCCUUAAGAAACAGAGCAUGCAAUCAAAAAAUAUGUGUAUAUGUGAAUGUGACAAAAUGGGAAUAAAUCCUCUCGUGUCCAUGUCACGUUCAAAUUUUGUGUUUAUAACUUUCUUGAUGAAUAUUAGAUAAAGUUCUCCUUAUUUAUUAUUUGUCAAGAAAGUGAUACACACGAGAUUUGAACGUGAUUUUGUUGUGUUAAAAUUUGACACUAGAGGAUUAACAAAAUACCAUGGACUUGAAUUUAGGUUCUUGGUGUUGAAUUUUAUCUAGCUAAUGUGUUACAUAAUAUUCCUGGAAGGUAGACAGCGAACCUUUCCUCUCAACCAAAUCACAAAAAUGUUACCGAACGAAGUCCCCAAAAUGCCACAUUACUUGUAUUCUUGUACAUGCAGCAAUCUUGUGUAUGGUAGGCACAAGAAAAUCGGAGAAGUCAAACAACUACUGGGUUUUCUGAUUGAGUAACUUAUUGUAUAUAGAUGUUUAAUUUGAAAAUACUGUGAAACUCUUGUUUUAUUGUGGCUAUAAAUUCUGCUAUAAUCUAUUCAGUUCCUGGGAUAGACAAUAAAAGGGUGGGGAGAUGAAAAUAA